Molecule: messenger RNA, 2505 nt
Organism: Geosmithia morbida
Lineage: Eukaryota; Fungi; Ascomycota; Sordariomycetes; Hypocreales; Bionectriaceae
Exons: 1
Coding region: 1-2505 (834 amino acids)
Cellular component (GO): nucleus
Molecular function (GO): RNA polymerase II CTD heptapeptide repeat phosphatase activity
Source: RefSeq, a predicted model, not a curated record
AUGUACACCAAAGUCGUUCACCUAGGCUCGCGCCUGCACUACCCCAUCACCAUCACCAAGUUGCUCAAAUCGCCGGGAGAUGCCAUCAAGAAACAGGAGACGAUUAUAGAAUACAAGUUUUCGUGGCGGCGGCGCAUCGGCGAGGAUGAGUGGGCCGACGAGACAACAUACACAGAGUACGACAGUCCGGCCGAGGGCGUUCUCAAGGAGUGGAAGCUGGAGGAGGGCAUGGUCAUCAAUGCUGAUGUGCCGUGCAUGACGGUCGAGGAGGCAUGCGGUCACGAGGUCCAGAUCCAGGGCCUCUGCACACUCUGCGGCGCCGACAUGACCGAGACUGACUGGGCGAGCGAGGAGCGCGGUACCGACCGGGCCAUGAUCAACAUGACGCACGACCAGACGGGCCUCAUGGUAAGCGAGAACGUCGCCACGAAGGCCGAGCACGACACGCAAAAGCGCCUCCUGCGCCAGCGUAAGCUCAGCCUCGUCGUCGACCUCGACCAGACCAUCAUCCACGCGUGCAUCGACCCGACCGUCGGCGAGUGGCAGUCGGACCCCUCAAACCCCAACCACGGCGCCGUCAAUGAUGUCAAGUCCUUCCAGCUCAGCGACGAUGCGCCGCGCGGGGCCGCCAGUGGCUGCACAUAUUACAUCAAACUUCGUCCCGGCCUUCGCGAGUUCCUCGACGAGGUUAGCUCCAUGUACGAGCUGCACGUAUACACCAUGGGCACACGCGCCUACGCUCAGAACAUUGCCCGAAUCGUCGACCCGGAUCGCAAGCUGUUUGGUAACCGUGUCAUCAGUCGCGACGAGAACGGCAGCAUCACGGCCAAGACGCUCCAGAGACUCUUCCCCGUCAGCACAAACAUGGUGGUCAUCAUCGAUGACCGAGCCGAUGUCUGGCCCCUGAACCGCCCCAACCUCAUCAAGGUCAUGCCCUACGACUUCUUCAAGGGAAUCGGUGACAUCAACUCGAGCUUUUUGCCUAAGAGGAUGGAUAUUGUGCCAACAGAUACGACACCGUCGCCGACAACAACAACAACAACAACAGCAGCAGCAGCAGCAACGACGACGACGAUGACGACGACGACUUUGACAAUACAAACCAAUGGCAAAACCAUGUCGACGACGGAGGGGCAGAGCAAUGAUAGCAACGACAGCGCUACGGAUAGAACCACGUCCGGUGGUGCUGACGCCAAGGUGGCCAACGCUGUCUCGCCCCUCGAUGAGCUUGCCCGUAUGAGUGGUGCUGAUGACGAAGCAGCUCUCAAGGCCCAGACGGAGGAGCAGGCGAAGACGCUGGAGAAGCAGCUCAAUGAACGACCCCUGCAGCACAUGCAGGAAGAGCUGGAUAAAGAAGAGGAGCAGGGCGAGGCGAUUGGCCAGGACCUGGUUGCGUCGCAGCCGCGCCAGAAUCUGCUCGUGGACGAUGACGAAGAGCUCAUCUCGCUCCAGGAUCACCUUGCCGAUCUGCAUAGCGCCUUUUACGAGACGUACGACCGCCGAAGGUCCGAACGCAAAAAGGGCGAACCCAAGCACAACCCGGGUGACAGGCCUCGACGCCACUCCGUUGACGACGGCGUGGACCUGUCGCUGGUGCCGGAUGUGGGCGACAUCUUGGACAAUCUUAAGUCAAGCGUUCUCGAAGGUCUGGUGAUAGUACUCUCCGGCUUGGUGCCACUUGGUGUGCGAGUCGAGGAAUCGGAUAUAGGCAUACAAGCGCAGAGCUUUGGUGCACAGGUCCUCGACAGCAUAUCGAAGCGUGUCACGCACCUGGUGGUGUCGUCGGCGCGACCGCGCACCAAGAAGGUGCAACAGGCGGCCAAGAUAUCCAGCAUCCGCAUCGUCAACCAGAACUGGCUGCUCGACUGCCUGAGCCAGUGGCGCCGUCUAGACGAGAGCCCCUACUACAUUGGAGUGUCCGGCGUCGACCGCGAGCGAGGCCCCGGCGACGACACGACGGAUGGGCCGUCGGAGGGUGAGGACGAGGGCAUGAAGGAUAUGGACGACCUCAACUGGGCUGAGGCCGACGACCACGAGAUCCAGGAGCUGUUGGGUAUGGACACGGAUGAGGAUAUCGACUUUGACGACGACGACGACGAAGACGGUAACGACGGCAAUGACGACGAUAAAUCCUCUUCGUCGCAAGCAGCCGAGAGCGAGAGCGGUAGCGACACCGAAGGCAACGAGUCAGACAGCAGCAGCGACAAGAAGCAGGGAACAAAGCGGAAGGCCCGGACAGGCGAGGGUGACGGCGUCGACUCUGAGGGCGAGAGCGCACUAGCCAAGAAGCAGCGUGUGGCUCGUAACCGCGGUGCAUCGGGACUACGUUCUGCCGUCAUGGCCGAUGACGAGGACGUCGCUGAGGACGCCGAGGACCAGCCAAAAUCUUCGGGUCUCCCCACGCCGGGCGGCGAGUCGCAGAAGCAGGAUCACGACGAUGGAAUUGACGAGGAUGAUGAUCUUGAGAGGGCGUUGCUGGCUGAACUUGAGGCUGCGGGUGAUUGA